AUGGAGCAAGUCACGGCCGCCGCGAAGAACGCUAGGAGUAAAAGGCCGCCGAGGGAGGCGAAUACAGCGAUGAUGAUGGCGUCGUGUGGGCUCCGUGGAUUGGUUUCGGGUGGUGGCAGUCUCAGUGGUGGAGGACUGAUAGGCGUAGCUGGCACUCUUGGUGGGGGCGGAGGUGGGGGUGGCGGCUCUUGCUCCGGAGGCGGAGGUGGGGGUGGUGGCUCUUGCUCCGGAGGCGGGGUGGCGGAGGUGGGGGUGGCGAAGGUGGGCUUGGCGGUGACGGGGGUGGCGGAGGUGGCACUUGUUCAGGAGGUGGGGGUGGCGGCGUUUGGCCCGGAGGUGGGAUUGGCGUCUCUUUCCCCGGAUUUGGAAGUGGCAACACUGGAACCGGAAGUGGUUGUGGCAGCGUUGGCACCGGAAGUGGGAUUGGUAGCACUUUUCCCGGACUUGAGGGUGGCGGCGCUUGCUUCGGUGGUGAGGGCGGUGGCACUUGCUCCGGAGGUGGGGUUGGUGGUGCUUGCUCCGGAGGUGGGGCUGAGGGCACUUGGCCCGGAGGUGGGGCUGGCGGCGCUUGCUUCAGAGGUGGAGCUGGCGGGGGGUUCGCAUGAGUUGGCGGCUUCGACACGUUUGGAGGUUGUGGCUUAA
Musa acuminata subsp. malaccensis (wild Malaysian banana) is the source of this 642-nucleotide messenger RNA. The record is from RefSeq and is a predicted model, not a curated record. NCBI's taxonomy places the organism in Eukaryota, Viridiplantae, Streptophyta, Magnoliopsida, Zingiberales, Musaceae.